Capsaspora owczarzaki ATCC 30864 is the source of this 1099-nucleotide messenger RNA. Its product is annotated as trans-2,3-enoyl-CoA reductase. The record is from RefSeq and is a predicted model, not a curated record. Gene Ontology annotation, biological process: very long-chain fatty acid biosynthetic process. The coding region runs from base 23 to 919 and encodes 298 amino acids. The transcript is spliced from 8 exons. NCBI's taxonomy places the organism in Eukaryota, Filasterea, Ministeriida, Capsasporidae. Gene Ontology annotation, molecular function: oxidoreductase activity, acting on the CH-CH group of donors; protein binding.
AUUGCCCAGCCUUCCUUCGAACAUGAAGAUUUCGCUUGAAACCGCGAACGGCCGCACGUACUCUGUAGCCUCGAUCGAGGUCCCUGCCGACGCCACUGUGGCCCAGGCCAAGGACGCGCUCUGCAAAUCCAAGAAGAGCUUGUACCCGUCCCGCAUCGCCUUCAAGCGCGAGCCUCGCGGAUCGUUGCUCAAGGACAGCGAGAGGCUCGGAUCCAGCGAUCUCAAGCUCUUCUUCAAGGACCUCGGCCCGCAAAUCGGUUACAGCACGGUCUUUUACACCGAGUACGCCGGCCCCCUCCUCGUCUACCUGCUCUUCUACAUUCGUCCCUCUAUUUUCUACGGCCAGGGCGCCUGCGAGCUUCCUUACAGCUUUGCCACCAACGUUGCUGCUCUCUGCUGGACCUUCCACUACGCCAAGCGCCUGCUCGAGACUCGCUUUGUGCACCGCUUCUCGCACGGAACGAUGCCCAUUCUGAACAUUUUCAAGAACUCGGGCUACUACUGGGGCGCUGCCGCUCUUGUUUCGUACUUUAUCAACCACCCUCUGUACACUGCUCCUGACACUACGUUCGUUUAUAUUGGUCUGGCUGGCUUCAUUAUCAGCGAAAUUGGCAACUUUUCCAUCCACUGGGCCCUGCGCAACCUUCGCCCUGCAGGCACCACCACGCGCCGCAUUCCCGUGCCAACCGCCGACCCGUUCACGGCUCUGUUCAACUUGGUGUCGUGCCCCAACUAUACCUACGAAGUUAGCUCCUGGUUCUUCUUCAACGUGAUGACCUGGACUGUUGGUGGUGUUCUGUUCAUGCUCGUGGGCCUCGCUCAAAUGUCCCAGUGGGCUCUUGGCAAGCACCGCAACUACAAGAAGGAGUUCAAGGACUACCCCAAGGGUCGCAAGGCAAUCCUGCCCUUCUUCCUUUAACUGCAUUCUUGUGUUGAAGCUUGUGUCCUGGUUCUCGCGACAAUGAAAUGACUUGAGAAAUUCAACGCGAUCGCCUCAAACCAUUUUUUGAGUCCUGUGCUCGCAGCAAGAGCCCUGCACCGUGUCUGUCUUUCAUUCUGCAAAUCAUUCCGAGAUCAUACGAAGAUACUUACAAUGCAC